This is a messenger RNA of Capsicum annuum, 312 nucleotides long. The record is from the annotation of a RefSeq genome assembly. NCBI's taxonomy places the organism in Eukaryota, Viridiplantae, Streptophyta, Magnoliopsida, Solanales, Solanaceae.
AUGAAAUGCCACAGCUUCAGUUCUGACUCCUUCCUCUCCUUCGGCAGUGAAUUCGGGAAAAGACCAAUCAAUCUAUUCGAUUUCCCAUCAAGCGGUCACCCGCUGAACGUUCUACUUCCUAUAUCUAUUAUAGUAGAGUUAGCCCGUCUUUGCCGACAGGUGAUUCGGCAAGCGAUGAGGCCCAUCUUAAAGGGGUGGGUCACUCUCCUUUCUUUAAAGGGAUGGAUUUCAUUCACACGGCCAGAAAGCGGUAUGCUUGCGAAGACCCUUUCUUUAAAGGUGUCCCUGCUGCACUCUAAGGAUGGCAUAUGA